AUGUUCUCUUUACACGCAACUCUCGUUCUGGGUCUCUGUAUCUUUUUACCAAGCUUAACCUUCGCAGAGGAACACCCACCUCAGAGUGCACAUGUGUAUUGGCGUUGGAAAGAUGAAGCGAAUUCUGACGCCAAAGACAGCAGUCUCUUCACCGGUCACGCUAAUAUCACAUGGACUAGAAAAGCAGGAUGUGAGAUGUCAGGGCCUGCGAGUAAUUUCCGGUUCUUUGUCUCUCCUACCGCUCGUGUGCAUGUCGAAGCAGAGACCAAGAACAAAAAGGGUAGUACAAAAUGUCAUGCGUAUUCGAGGACUGAUUUUUGGAUUCAUAAUGGAGAUCGAACACAGAAGAUGAAGAUCCGAUUGCCAGAUAUCUGUAAUGAUCAUGAUUGCAAAGGUCCAGAUCAAGAGAUACCAAAUGUUCAAUGUUUGAAUGGCCCAAAAGGAAGGAUUGUCAUGAACCUUGACAAAUGGAUCGAUGAAUGCUUCGAACGUUGA
Molecule: messenger RNA, 495 nt
Organism: Melampsora larici-populina 98AG31
Lineage: Eukaryota; Fungi; Basidiomycota; Pucciniomycetes; Pucciniales; Melampsoraceae
Exons: 6
Coding region: 1-495 (164 amino acids)
Source: RefSeq, a predicted model, not a curated record